Messenger RNA from Rotaria sp. Silwood1, 1842 nucleotides. NCBI's taxonomy places the organism in Eukaryota, Metazoa, Rotifera, Eurotatoria, Philodinida, Philodinidae. The record is from the annotation of a GenBank genome assembly.
AUGACGGACGAGAUUGAACCAAGCGUACAAAAUGAAGACAAAGAACAGAAGAAAUUAAGCGAAUUAAAAGUUGAUGGAGAAAAAGACGAGAAGAAAAUCAGUGUAUUAAAAGAUGAUCAAGAAAAAGUUGAGAACAAAUUAAGUAAAUUAGACGAUGAUGAUGAAUAUGAUUAUAUUACAGUACCACCAGAUGGAGGUUUCGGUUGGGUUGUUCUUGUGGCAUGUUUUCUUAUUAAUGUGAUUAUUGAUGGUUUCCUUUAUGCAUUUGGUGCCACAUCAAAGGAUAUUCAAGCUCAUUUUAAAUGUCAAGAAUGGGCUUUAUCACUUAUUAUUUCAUUAGCUUGCGGCCUUUACAUGCUCAGCGGUCCAAUAGUUUCUGCUCUUUGUAAUAAAUGGGGUUGCCGUCGGAUUGGUAUUAUCGGAAGUUUUGUUGCUGCACUCUCUGUUGCAGCAUCGGUACUCUCACCACAUAUUGUGAUAAUGUGGUUAUUAUUCGGUAUUAUUGGUGGUACUGGUAUGGGCUUUAUUUAUUUACCAAGUAUUGUCAUGGUUGGAUAUUAUUUUGAAGAAAAACGUGCUAUUGCAACAGGUAUUGUUACGGCUGGUACUGGAAUCGGUUCGGUUAUAUUUCCACCUCUUUCACGUUUUUUAUUUGAUACGUUUGGUUGGAAAGUUGCCUUAAUCAUACAAUCACUUAUACUUCUUGGCUGUGCUGUAUGCUGUAUAUUUAUGCGCCCUUUACAACCAAUACGAAAACGGCGUAUUUUACCAUCGCCUGAAAAAAUUGAUGAGACUGUGCAAAAAAUCAUGACACCAGCAUCUUCAAUCAAAGGAGGAAAAAUGACACCAGCAUCUUCAAUUAAAGGAGCAAAAAUUACGCCAACAAUUGUGAUAAUACCAUCGCCACAAGAUGAAGACUCAAGAUUACCCGAUGUAACAUUGGAAGUAGACGACAAAAGACGAUGUCGAACUGAGUCGGGUGUGUCAACAAAAUCACGGCAAAGUAUUAGAGCUGAAGAUGCUGUUCGUCCCUUAUAUAAAGAAGACGUACUCUAUCAAGGUGAUACAAGAGAUUUACCUGAAUUCCAAUCUCAACCUGAUAUACCUACAUAUGUUCAACAAACAACAAAAGUUCCUGAAGCAGUGGAACAAACUAAAAUGAAAGCAUUUUGGGAUAUAUUUCUUACUAUGACAAAUAUUCAUCUUUUACGUGAUAAGAGGAUGCUUAUUAUUUGUGUGGCUAACGUGUUUUCAAUGAUCGGUUGCUAUACACCUUAUAUAUUUAUUGCUAAAUUUGCUUCAUCAGAAAGAGGUAUUAAUCAAGACGAUGCCGCUAUUCUCAUAUCAUUUAUUGGCAUUACUAACACAAUUUCUCGAUUUAUCUCUGGUUGGGUAGCUAAAAUUCCUUCUAUGUCACCAUUGCUUAUCAAUAAUAUUGGUUUACUUGUUGGUGGCGUACUUACAUUACUCGUACCAUUCUGCCAAACAAGGUUCCAUCUUAUAAUUUUUUGCUUACUUUGGGGUGGUUUUGUUGCAUUUCAUAUUUCAUUAAGUCCCAUAAUUAUUUGCCAAAUUGUUGGUCUGGAACUUUAUAGUAGUGCAUUGGGUUUAUCUUUAAUGUUUCGUGGUGUAGCAACAUUGGCUGGUCCACCUUUACUGGGUGCAGUUCGUGAUCUAACAUCAAGUUUUAAUUUAGUAUUUAUAAUUGGUGGUUUUACUCUUAUAAUAAGUUCUCUAAUGCAUUUUUCUCUUAUGUGGAUUGCUCGUUCAAAUAAAGUAGAAAUUGAUGCAACAAAUAAGGCUAAAGAAUCUCAGGAAAAAUCCGUUGCAUCUGGCGUUUAA